UGUCUAUCAGGGUUAUUGUUACUCUUGGAAGCUUCACGUUGUUGGAAAACGCCAAGCACUGUAGCAAAUGACCCUACAGCCGCCGAAGUUCGAACCUAUGCAGCUGGCCAGCCAUUGUCGGGAUUUUCAUCGGCGUUUCCUCUCAACAGCUGACGCAACCUCGUACUUUUCCGCGUUGUACGCGAGGUCCGCUCGGGCCGCAGCGGAAGGGAAGGACGAGUACAAAAACUCCAACCACAUGGAAAGAGCAGGCAAACGCGGUUCAAGAUGUUGGCGCUGUUUCUGUUAUGUAUCAUCUCUUUCCAGGUGUCGUCUGCUUUGGGGGUUGCGACGUUUACCAAUCCGAUAAAGUCGAGCGACGGCUCGGAUCCUUUUAUGGUAUACCAUGAGGGAUAUUAUUAUUUAACCACAACCACUUGGUCCAAUAUUCAGAUUACUCGAGCGACGACUAUCAGUGGACUGAAGACAGCUACCCCAAAAGUGGUCUGGUCAGAUAGCACGUCCAGUCGAUGUUGUAACGUUUGGGCUCCCGAAAUUCACUGGCAACCGACCGAGGCCUCGUGGUACAUAUACUACUCUGCCGGAUCAAGCGGCACGCUUGACAAUCAGCACAUCCAUGUCUUGAAAGGAUCCUCGAAUAUUAUAUGGGACUCUGCCUGGAGCUACGCAGGACGCAUAGUCAUUCCUAACCGUGAUGUUUGGUCAAUCGACGCCACAGUCCUCGUUUAUGGCGAUAUUCGUUAUCUCGUGUUUUCAAGCUGGGACGGUAACUAUCAAUGUCUCUGGAUCGCGCAAAUGACUAGCGCAACAACGGUCGGCAGCGCUGUCAAAAUCUCGACUCCUACGCUUUCUUGGGAACAGGUCGGUGCUAAUGUGAAUGAGGGUCCAGCGGCAUUGUACCACGAUGGACGAACGUGGAUCGUGUUUUCGGCUUCGAGCUGUGCAGGGACAGCUUACUCCCUUGGACGGCUGGAGCUGACCGGCACCAAUCCUCUGAGCCCAAGCUCUUGGUCGAAAUACAGCAAUCCUAUUUUCACAUCUGCGAACGGAAAUAACGAGCCCGGUCACAAUGGGUUUUUCCUAAGCCCGAGUGGUAAUGAAAUCCACAUGGUAUAUCACGCUUCUUCAACCGUCCCAGCUUUGUGUGACGGAAGCAGGUAUACCAUGGUCCAACAGGUUACAUGGCAUACAGAUGGGACACCGAAUCUUGGCUCGCCCAGAGCUCUUACCGACAAUGUUCCGGAACCACAGUAAUCGCGUAUGGUAGACAUUCUUCAUGAAAGCCGAAUCUUAAUAUUUGU
Desarmillaria tabescens is the source of this 1301-nucleotide messenger RNA. RefSeq names its product Arabinanase/levansucrase/invertase. Gene Ontology annotation, molecular function: hydrolase activity, hydrolyzing O-glycosyl compounds. Bases 268 to 1254 code for a protein of 328 amino acids. Gene Ontology annotation, biological process: carbohydrate metabolic process. The record is from RefSeq and is a predicted model, not a curated record. The transcript has 14 exons. Lineage: Eukaryota; Fungi; Basidiomycota; Agaricomycetes; Agaricales; Physalacriaceae.